CACCGCGGCACGUCCAAACCGUAGAUUAGCAUCGUUCCGUGAACGAGCGCGAUGAUGCGUCGCGUCGCGAGCUCGAUCCUGCGCGCCCAAGCGAGGAAUGGCGUCCGCGCGUCCAACUUUCGCUUCGCCCCCUCCGCGCUCACGACGGAGGGUUUCAAGGCCCCCGACGCGAUCGCGCGCGCGUUCGGGACCUCCGCGCCCGUCGCCGCGAUGGGCGCGCAGGAGCUCUCCUCGCUCCUCGAGGAGAGGAUCUCCGGGCACUACUCCGCGCUCGACAUGGCGGAAAUUGGCCGCGUCCUAUCCGUCGGCGACGGCAUCGCGCGCGUGUACGGCCUGAACAACAUCCAGUCCGGCGAGAUGGUCGAGUUCGCCUCGGGCGUCAAGGGCAUGGCGCUCAACCUCGAAAACGACAACGUCGGCGUCGUCUGCUUCGGCUCCGACACCUCCAUCAGCGAGGGCGACAUCGUGAAGCGCACGGGCACCAUCGUCGACGUCCCGGUCGGGCGCGGCAUGCUCGGGCGCGUCGUCGACGGCCUCGGCAACGCCAUCGACGGGAAGGGCGCGCUGACGGAUGUGACGCAGCGUCGCGUCGAGAUCAAAGCGCCGGGCAUCAUCGUCCGCAAGUCCGUGCACGAGCCGAUGCAGACGGGUCUGAAGGCGGUCGACUCGCUCGUGCCCAUCGGCCGCGGGCAGCGCGAGCUCAUCAUCGGCGAUCGCCAGACGGGCAAGACGGCGAUCGCGAUCGACACGAUCAUCAACCAGAAGGGGGUGCACGACUCUGGCGCGGAAAACGAGAAGCUCUACUGCGUGUACGUCGCCGUCGGACAGAAGCGGUCCACGGUCGCGCAGCUCGUGAAGCAGCUGAAGGAUAAGGGCGCGCUGGACUAUUCCAUCAUCGUCGCCGCGACGGCGUCCGAUCCCGCGCCGCUGCAGUUCCUCGCGCCGUACGCCGCGACCGCGAUGGGGGAGUACUUCCGCGACAACGGCAUGCACGCGCUCAUCAUCUACGACGAUCUCUCGAAACAGUCCGUGGCGUACCGCCAGAUGUCGCUCCUGCUUCGCCGCCCCCCCGGUCGCGAGGCGUUCCCCGGCGACGUCUUCUACCUCCACUCGCGCCUUCUCGAGCGCUCGGCGAAGAUGUCGGACGAGGUUGGCGCCGGGUCGAUGACGGCGCUACCCGUCGUCGAGACGCAGGGCGGCGACGUCUCCGCGUACAUCCCGACCAACGUCAUCUCCAUCACGGACGGUCAGAUCUUCCUCGAGACGGAGCUCUUCUUCAAGGGCAUCCGCCCCGCGAUCAACGUCGGUCUGUCCGUGUCCCGCGUCGGGUCCGCGGCGCAGAUGAAGGCGAUGAAGCAGGUGUCGGGCUCGCUGAAGCUCGAGCUCGCGCAGUACCGAGAGGUUGCGGCUUUCGCGCAGUUCGGCUCUGACCUCGACGCGGCGACGCAGUACCUGCUCAACCGCGGGAGCAGGCUGACGGAGGUGCUGAAGCAAGGGCAGUUCGUGCCGAUGCCGAUCGAGGUGCAGGUUGUCGUCAUCUACGCCGCGACGAAGGGGUACCUCGACAAGGUGGACAUAAAAAACAUCGGGGCGUUCGAGGAGGGUUUGCUGAAGGAGGUGCCGACGUCGCUGUUGGACACGAUUCGCAACGAGAAGGUGAUCUCCGACGCGACCGACGCGAAGCUGAAGGAGCUCUGCUCGAAGUACACCGAAGGGUUCCUCGCGACGCAGUCCGCGUGAGCUCUCGAGCGGCGAGACGAGAAGACUUCCUUCGCGCGCGGCCGUCGACGGGCGAGAUAAGACGGCGCGAGAGGAGAAGAGAACCGACCGGUGGCGGCGGCGCGCGCCCGUAACCGUCGGUGAUGUAACCAGAAAAUAACCUUACCUCUGCACUUGUUAUCAAAGAGAGACACAUCUCGACU
Molecule: messenger RNA, 1922 nt
Organism: Micromonas pusilla CCMP1545
Lineage: Eukaryota; Viridiplantae; Chlorophyta; Mamiellophyceae; Mamiellales; Mamiellaceae
Product: ATP synthase
Exons: 2
Coding region: 52-1740 (562 amino acids)
Biological process (GO): proton transmembrane transport; proton motive force-driven ATP synthesis
Molecular function (GO): ADP binding; proton-transporting ATP synthase activity, rotational mechanism; ATP binding
Source: RefSeq, a predicted model, not a curated record